AUGCAGGAUUUCUCUCGGUCUGUACCUCGCCCACGGCACUCGCGGGUCAUGAAGCCCCGGAGUGCUGGCAACAGCCCUUCUUCGGCCACCAUCAAGCGCCGGGCCACGAUGCUGGCUCAAAACCAUGUAUUAUUUGGCUUGCCGGCUUAUCAGUCUUCCACUAUUCAAGCCGCCAUGCUCACUUCUGCCAUGCGGGCCCGGAAUUCUCGCCCGAUCAGCUGGCAUCCAUCAUCAGCAAGGCCGCGAGGACUAUCCAACAUGCACCGCAUCCCUGAUUUCAUCCCGGAGAACCAUCCCGGUAUGGGUGCCGUACCCGAUCAAUCAUUUGACCCGUUGCCGGCAUAUGGCAACGACAACAUGCUUUCAUAUCCUAUGCCGACACCUUAUUCUCCAUCCGACUAUUUCUCUUACUACUCCGAGGAGUCAUUUCCGCUACCAUCACAUCAGACUCAUUUGCCAAUACCGAACUCGCAGCUCGAACCCAUGGCGUGGGAUACCACACCAACCCAGCCAGAUCAAUCACUUGCGCCCCAUCCCAUGACUGAUGCGUGGACAAUGGACAUGUUCUCGCUGAACAGCAACAUUCCUCCCGCGGACAUGACAUGCCCCAGCUACGUCAGUGUGCCGUCCUCAGGCGAACUGACCGGCCCAUCGACGCCCGAUUUUCUUCCGAUCCAGCAGUUCGAGAAUAAUGAACCAAGGCCAGUGACCGAGUCGAAGACGCCCGAGGAAGAGCUUGUCGGCAUGGGUCUCUACAGCCAACCUGAUAUGCGCCUGUCGUCUGCACUGCAAGCAAGUCCUGGCAAGGGGUUGAAGCUGGAAGAAACUUUCAUCCCGACAGACGACCAAGAUGAUGGCUCCCAAAGUAGCGAUGGAGAGAUGAACGGCCAAGACCCAGUUGUUCCGCAACAACUCUUCCCGUCAGCCGAUGCCACGCCCACACCCCGACAGACAGGCCUGCCUGCUGCGAGACAGUCCUCCAAGCAAGCUCUCAACCUUCUCCACAAAUCUUUCUUCUUUGAGUCCGACGAUUCCGACCAGCAGACAAUGCCUGCUACGCAGCCCUUUGCCAGCCUCAACCCACCAUGCAUGACUUAUGGGUAUGGCUGGAUUUGA
Messenger RNA from Penicillium riverlandense, 1116 nucleotides. RefSeq lists its product as uncharacterized. The transcript has a single exon. Lineage: Eukaryota; Fungi; Ascomycota; Eurotiomycetes; Eurotiales; Aspergillaceae. The coding region runs from base 1 to 1116 and encodes 371 amino acids. The record is from RefSeq and is a predicted model, not a curated record.